GCUUGCUUGUUGCUGCUGCUCAGCUAAACGAUGCAGAGUGUGAACGCUAAGGUCAGCUCUUGUAAUUGUAAUGAAGCAAAUUAAAUCUUCGUGACAUGAAUGUCUCGGCGACAGGGGCUGUGUUACUGAGGUCAGGAUGUUCUCACCCGUGGAGGAAUGUCACAUCAUCUCUGAUGAGCGCCGUCACUUGUAGCCGUUUACACAGCAAGGGACAAGCACCCAAACAGGACAGCCAGUCAGAGAGGGCCAGCUUUAGCCCCUCCUCCAGCUCUAAGAAUGACUGGAUUGGUCCUCCUGACCGCCUGUCAAACCUGCGGCCAAUCAUCUACCACAUCCCGGAGAACGAGACCCCCCUGGAGCGACGCCUUCGACACCUGCGCCAGGAGACCGAGGACUGGAACCACCACUUCUGGACCAAUCAGAACAUCACAUUCAGCAAGGAGAAGGAGGAGUACAUCGUGGCCCAGCUGAAGACCAAGGGGCUGACGGAACGGGAUGAGAAAGGGAAGAAGCGCGUUCUAAGUACAGAGGAGAUGGCCGUGUUCUACAAAAACUUCCUGGACAAGAACUACAGACGACACGCAGACUACAACAGGGAGUGGUACCAGAGGAACUUCACCAUCACGCUGAUGAUGGGACGCGUGGCUCUGCUGAGGAUCUGGAGGAGGCUGAGACCGGGGAAGCACACCACCUGAACACACACACACACACACACACACACACACACACACACACACACACACACACACACACACACACACACAGCGCUGAGACCGGGGAAGCCCACCACCUGAACACACACACACACACACACACACACACACCGGGCUAACACACUGAAGAGAGAAAUAUCCGGCCGCCUGAACACCUGCAUCUGAGAGGAGCGACGAAGGACCCACAAGCUGUUGGACACCCUGAGAGGGUUGUGUGUGUGUGUGUGUGUGUGUGUGUGUGUGUGUGUGUGUGUGUGUGUGUGUGCGCGCGCCCUGAAGCCUCUUGCCCUGAUGGACUCCUGAAUACCAGUUGUGAUGUCACUGCAUUGUCAUGACUACAGUGGUGACGUCACUGCAUUGUCAUGACUACAGUGGUGACGUCACUGCAUUGUCAUGACUACGGUGUUAAUGUGACCGGGUCAAAGACGUCCAACAUGUCCUUCAGUGCAACGGAUACUUUUGCUUACUGUAAAUGCAAAAAAAAAAGAGAUUUUUGGCUUGGCUUUCAUGCAUUCACUUUUCAAAAAAAUGUUUUGAAAUGUCAUGUUUUUCACAGUUACAGUAAGCAAAAGCAUCUGUUAGCACUGAAGGACAGUGUCAUGUUGGACAUCACUGCGUUGUCAUGACUACGGUGUUCACGUGACCGCGUUGACAUGACUAGGGGUGGCGUCACAUCACUGCGUUGUCAUGACUACGGUGUUCACGUGACCGCGUUGACAUGUCUAGGGGUGGCGUCACAUCACUGCGUUGUCAUGACUACUGUGUUCACGUGACCGCAUUGACAUGUCUAGGGGUGGCGUCACAUCACUGCGUUGUCAUGACUACGGUGUUCACGUGACCGCGUUGACAUGUCUAGGGGUGGCGUCACAUCACUGCGUUGUCAUGACUACGGUGUUCACGUGACCGCGUUGACAUGUCUAGGGGUGGCGUCACAUCACUGCGUUGUCAUGACUACGGUGUUCACGUGACCGCGUUGACAUGUCUAGGGGUGGCGUCACAUCACUGCGUUGUCAUGACUACGGUGUUCACGUGACCGCGUUGACAUGUCUAGGGGUGGCGUCACAUCACUGCGUUGACAUGACUACGGUGUUCACGUGACCGCGUUGACAUGACUAGGGGUGGCGUCACAUCACUGCGUUGUCAUGACUACGGUGUUCACGUGACCGCGUUGACAUGUCUAGGGGUGGCGUCACAUCACUGCGUUGUCAUGACUACGGUGUUCACGUGACCGCGUUGACAUGUCUAGGGGUGGCGUCACAUCACUGCGUUGUCAUGACUACGGUGUUCACGUGACCGCGUUGACAUGACUAGGGGUGGCGUCACAUCACUGCGUUGUCAUGACUACGGUGUUCACGUGACCGCGUUGACAUGACUAGGGGUGGCGUCACAUCACUGCGUUGUCAUGACUACGGUGUUCACGUGACCGCGUUGGCAUGUCUAGGGGUGGCGUCACAUCACUGCGUUGAUAUGACUACGGUGUUCAUGUGACCGCGUUGACAUGACUAGGGGUGGCGUCACAUCAGUGCUGCGGUGGUUCAGUGGCUACAGGCUACCUGUGUUGGCCAUUGUGAUACACUGCAAAUCACCUAAAGAUAUACAUACUCCUACAUAUAGAAAGACAGACUCCACACCCUGAACAUGCCCCCACAUACACACACCGCAGUGCACCAGUGGACUCCAAAUGGCGGCCCGCGGGCCAGAUCCGGACGGGACACGGCAAACAUUUGGCCCCUCAUGAGGUUGGAACAAAUGAAAACGUAUAGGCCUACAUAAUGUAUACGUGUGCUAUAUGUGGCCAUACGGGCGGACUAUUUGUUUGGCUCUCAGCUUCAUUUGUUCUGCAUAAUUUGGCCCUUUUUGGCAAAGAAUCGGGAGACCACUGUAGUACACCAACACAUCACUCCAACCCCUGACCUCCCCCAUCUACUAGGUGUUAUCCCUGGUUGUGUGCCCCCCCAUCUCUGCAGCAUAGUUUAAGCCAUAAGCCUAUUAGCUCCUGCACCCUCUACCCCCCUACAGCUUACAGAACACAGCCCAUACUUUCUUCUAAUGCUUCACACCAUCCACCCUUUAUGUUGAGGUAGAACAAUACACAUGAAGGUGAUUCAUGAGUCUUUAUGAUGGGUGUCUGUCUGUCAAACCACUGUAUCAGUGUCACAGCCUAAAGGAUUCGUGGAAGCUUUGGCUUUCCUCUGAAAUGUAUGUAAAUAAACAUUAAACAAUUGAAUGGUUUGUUAA
This is a messenger RNA of Engraulis encrasicolus (European anchovy), 2951 nucleotides long. RefSeq names its product cytochrome c oxidase assembly factor 8. NCBI's taxonomy places the organism in Eukaryota, Metazoa, Chordata, Actinopteri, Clupeiformes, Engraulidae. Bases 96 to 695 code for a protein of 199 amino acids. Gene Ontology annotation, biological process: intrinsic apoptotic signaling pathway. The transcript has 5 exons. The record is from RefSeq and is a predicted model, not a curated record. Gene Ontology annotation, cellular component: mitochondrion.